Molecule: messenger RNA, 1216 nt
Organism: Cyanistes caeruleus (blue tit)
Lineage: Eukaryota; Metazoa; Chordata; Aves; Passeriformes; Paridae
Source: RefSeq, a predicted model, not a curated record
AUGCUCUCUGCGGAGGGCGGGCCUGCCCUCCGGGGGUCUCUGCCCGGGGCCUUGAGGGGAGGAUUCGGGGGUCCCAGGCAGCCCCCCAUACCUGAUGCCACCCUUGCCGCCUACACCAAGGUGGUGGUGGUGGGCAAGGAUGAGUUCCAGCUGCAGCUGGUGGACAUGGCUGGGCAGGUAAUGCUGGGGCAAACACCAUCCUGCAUCACUGACAUCCAUGGCCACGUCCUGGUUUACUUGGUGACAUCCUUGCACAGCUUCCAGGCGGUCACAACCCUCCACAAAAAGCUGUACAAGAGCUGGGGGAAGACCCGAUAGGUGCUCAUGCCCGUGGUGCUGGUGGGGAGCAAGGCAGACCUGGCCCUGCAGGGGGAAGGGGGGACAGAUGAAGGGAAGAAGCUGGCGGAGUCAUUGGGAGCCAUUUUCCUCAAGUCCUCAGCCAAGGAGAGCCAGGUGACCACAUGUCCUGGGACCACCAUUUAGAAGUUCUCUGCCAAACUAAACCAGGACCCCAUGGGAGAUCUUCAUGAAGCUCAUUGAGGUUGACCGAAUGGACGAUUCCUCCGGCAGAUCCACAGCUGCUGCCUGAUGUGAUCCCUGGGAUGGGGCAGGAUCCCUGGAUGCAUCAGACCCUUCCCCAGGCUUUGGGGAAGCCACAUGGUCCUGCUGUGGUUUGGAACCCCUCAUUUUGCACAGGCUGUGGGGCUCACAGGGGGCUGGGGGCUCUGUCCCAGCCGGGAGCCCCCCAGCUCAUCCCUGCUGUCCCCAGCAUGCACAAGGACAGGUCGGGGCCAUUCCUGCUCUGGCAGCCAGGGCUCAAUGUGGGUGUUGUUCCCAGCGCGGGGCCGCAGUCCGGCUGGGCUGGACCCGUGGGAGUCGGGGCUGAAACAAUUAAACUUUGUUUUGUCUGUAAACCCCUGCACUGGGGGGGCUGUUCCUUGCUGGGGGGAGGCAGCAUGUGAGGCUCCCUCCAACAGCCCAGCAUGGGGGUCCCUCCAGCUCUGGCUGUGCUGUGGGGCUGAGCACCCCAGGGCCUCACUGGGACCCUUGGGGGCUUCUUCAGCCCUGUCCCCUCCAUUCUCUCCCUGAAAACUUCAGCUCCCACUCUGAGCGUGUGGGGGGGCUCUGGCUGCGGUUCCCCUUGUGGCUUAUCUCCACCCAGUUGGACUAAUUAUUGCUAAUUGCUCAAUUAUGGUGGUAAAGAGGAGCAGGAGCU